Messenger RNA from Tinamus guttatus (white-throated tinamou), 1599 nucleotides. The record is from RefSeq and is a predicted model, not a curated record. NCBI's taxonomy places the organism in Eukaryota, Metazoa, Chordata, Aves, Tinamiformes, Tinamidae.
AUGUCCCCUGGGGUGGCUGUGGGCAUCGGGCUGUGUCCUGCCCACUGGGGCCGUUGCUGCGCAGAGGCAGCUGUGCAGGACGAGGGCUGGCAGGGUGAGGGCCUGGCCCCAUCCGUGCUCAGAACGCAGGGCAGGGUGUGCGUGGAGCAGCGGAGCGCAGGGCUGAGCUGUCCUUUCCGCAUGUGGCUUGAAGGCUCCUCGGCAGCGUGGGGCGGGCCAGGGUGUGCGCUUAGCCCUGCGGCCACAGCCCAGAGGAGCAGGAGGCGGGCAGCUGCGAGUGGGGCUGAGGUGCAGCGGCUGCGGGAGGCCACUUCUGUGGCAGCAGCAGGGCUGGGAGGGCUGCUGAGUCCUGGGGAAGGCUUAACCCUUGGGCCGAACAGUCUGAAGGCCAGUUUGAGUCAAUUAAAAACUGAAUUUUCAUUUAAGCACAUGUAUACAAGGGUUGGAGAAAGGAUAGUGAACUCCACAAUGUUGAAGCAGAAUAAAGCUUUGUGGGAGAUGACACAGCUCUUGAUGUUGCUCUUGCUCCUUGUGCCCUUUAGCAUGCCCCAUGCUCCUGCGCUGUCGUCUGUGGCUGGACAUCUCUGCGGCCUGGACUGCCUGGUCAAAUGGCCAUCUGGGAGACAGGUCUGCUCGCUGGUGCCGGGAGCGGGGCAGUCGCUGGCAGCUGAAGGAAGGAGUGCGCUGGAGCUGCUGUACCGGGAGUCUCCUGCAUGCCAGCUCUCUGCUCAGCAUGCCUCAUCUCUACAUAUGAGCAUCACCUCCACCAGGAAGGUCAAGAUGGACCAGACCAUCGUGCCUGAUGGCACCAUCGUGAUUACCACAGUUCAGUCCCGGCCCAAGGCAGGCUGCAAACUGGAUUCACCAUCAAGGUCCCCAUCCAAGGUGGAAGUGACCGAGAAGAAGACAACAGUGCUUCUGGAGAGCAGAUGUCCUCACAGCGCCAUAUCCGGUAGCUCGGGGGACAGCCACAUGCCCAAUGGCUUGGAUCCGGUGGCUGAUACAGUGAUCUGGCAGCUGACCGAGGCAAAUAACAAGCCUGCCAAGAAGAACCCAACAAGACGGAGCACGCUAAUCAUCUCAGGACUUUCCAAAGUACCCAUUGCCCAAGAUGAAAUGGCCCUUUCUCUGGGUUAUGCUGCUGGAUUGGCCGCAGCGUAUGGGGAUCCUGUAGCAGCAGGUGCAGAUGACCUGGGUCACAGUCCUACCGAAUCAUCCCAGCUGUUGGAAGCAUCGCUGUCAGGACAAAGGACCAGCCAGGAUCUGGAUGAGACGACGCAAUCGGACAUCCCAGAGAGGCCAUCGGUGGAAGAUGUUGAGUCUGAAACGGGCUCCACGGGAGCUCUGGAGACCAGGAGCUUGAAAAAUCACAAAGUUGGCUUUCUCCGGAGCGGCACCAAGCUCAUCUUCCGCAGAAGGAGCAAGCAGAAGGAAGCGGGCCUGAGUCAGUCGCAUGAUGACCUGUCUAACAUCAGCAUCAGCUCUGCCGCGAGGACAAAAGCUGGCAGCUUCUCCUGCCGCCUCAUCAAGUGCUUCUCCAUCAGGUCAAAACCCAAGCCUAAAGCUGGCAACAGCACGCCACCAGGUGGGAACUGAAGG